Messenger RNA from Vicia villosa (hairy vetch), 477 nucleotides. RefSeq lists its product as uncharacterized. The record is from RefSeq and is a predicted model, not a curated record. NCBI's taxonomy places the organism in Eukaryota, Viridiplantae, Streptophyta, Magnoliopsida, Fabales, Fabaceae. The transcript has a single exon. The coding region runs from base 1 to 477 and encodes 158 amino acids.
AUGGGUCUCUUGAUUUUUCAAAGCAAGAUGUCGGUGUUAGUAAAUGGGAGCCCUACGAAAGAAUUUACAGUAGAAAAGGGUCUAAGGCAAGGAGACCGCCUCUCUUCGUUCCUUUUUGUUCUUAUUACUGAAGGUCUUACGAGUUUAGUUAGGAAAGCGGUUGGUAUUGGGUCGUUUCAAGGGAUGGAUAUAAAUGAUAAGUGUUUUGUUGAUAUCCUUCAAUUUGCGGAUGAUACACUCUUGGUGGGAAUGGCUACUUGGAAGCAUCUUUGGGCUAUUAAGGCGACUUUGAGGGCUUUUGAAUUAGUAUCGGGUCUCGGUAUUAAUUUUCAUAAAAGUAAGCUUAUUGGUAUUAAUAUUAUUUGUAACUUUUUGGAGGCGACAACUACUUUUCUUGCUUGUAGAAUUGAAGAUAGAGAAUUUGUCUGUCUUGGCAUUCCGAUUGGUCACAACCCCCUUGGAAACCUCUCAUUAUGA